Messenger RNA from Ixodes scapularis (black-legged tick), 767 nucleotides. Its product is annotated as apical endosomal glycoprotein-like. NCBI's taxonomy places the organism in Eukaryota, Metazoa, Arthropoda, Arachnida, Ixodida, Ixodidae. The record is from RefSeq and is a predicted model, not a curated record. The transcript is spliced from 6 exons. Gene Ontology annotation, cellular component: membrane. The coding region runs from base 174 to 767 and encodes 197 amino acids.
GAUCGUGCGCAUACGCGUACUCCAAGAAACAUGGACUCGCCACACUCCAGCGUACAUUCACGGGGCCGUCCUGCUUCACGGGAUGGUAUUAUGCUUGGGGAACGAAGCGCCCCAACGCAUACUUCCGCUCACACCUGAACGGUAGCUACUUCGUCAUCGUCCACUCCCCGACCAUGGCCUUCACGGGAUCAUGGCACAAGGUUGUCUACCCGGAGAAGCGGGUGGGAAUCGUUCAGUUCACCAUAGCGGCUCUACUUGACGGCACCAGCGAAAGUACGACCUUCGCCGUGGACGAUCUCACUUUCAAGUCGGGUCCUUGCGAUCCAGCUCCGAAAGAUGGGUCAUGUGACUUCGACUGGGGAGACGCGUGUGGCUACACUGUUGGCAACGGUACCUCCCAAUGGCGAAUCGCCGAUCGCUCCAAGAAUCUCUUCAGUGAAGGAUGGCUGGUACCAACAGAUGUUUCCACGGGUUCUAAAGGUGGCUAUGUUCAUCACACGGCACCCAACGGCAAGAGGUCUACGGCCGUGCUCAGCUCUCCGAAAGUAAAUCCGAAGUCCAAAUAUCAGUGUCUGCAUUUCUACUACUACAUUGGUGCAGCUACACCUUGGGCCUAUGCUUACGGCCUCGUGGUGUCCUUGUCAAGUUCAUCAAAAGAUAUUCGAAUUUUGUGGCAUGGUACUCGUGAUUCCCUGGUGACCGGAACUUGGAUUGCUGCACAAGUUUCAUUCAAUGUCAAGAAUAACUUUCAGGUGAUCAAAUUCUGA